This is a messenger RNA of Melopsittacus undulatus (budgerigar), 6193 nucleotides long. RefSeq names its product importin 11 (gene IPO11). Bases 364 to 3291 code for a protein of 975 amino acids. Gene Ontology annotation, cellular component: cytosol; nuclear envelope. The transcript is spliced from 32 exons. Lineage: Eukaryota; Metazoa; Chordata; Aves; Psittaciformes; Psittaculidae. Gene Ontology annotation, biological process: protein import into nucleus. Gene Ontology annotation, molecular function: small GTPase binding. The record is from RefSeq and is a predicted model, not a curated record.
GCACGGCGAGCAGGACCGGCCGCUGGUCGCUGGGAACAAUCGUCACUGGGGCACGCGGCGGCGGCGGCGGCAGCUGGUCCCGGCCCGCGGCACGAGCUUCUCAAGCGGCAGCAGCGCCGUGUGCCCGGCCGGGGGCAGCCGGCACCGGUUGGAGAGCAACGGUUGAAGUUUUACUGUAAAGCACUGUAUAUCAAAGGCAGAGUCAGUGCAGCAGUGCUGAGUUGUUCCACCAGUUUGCUACCUUAGAAGACAACAGCACGUGUAAAACAUAACUCUAUGGUUUCCUCUGUCUUCAGCUGAAGACAUCGCUAAUUGAGGUUUUGCUCUUAGCUGUUCUUCACAGGAGAGUGUUCUCAGAUUUUCAUGGAUCUCAAUAGUGCUAGCACUAUUGUUUUGCAAGUCUUGACCCAAGCUACUAGUCAAGAUACAGCGGUGUUGAAGCCAGCUGAGGAACAACUGAAGCAGUGGGAAACACAGCCAGGUUUUUAUUCAGUCCUGUUGAAUAUCUUUACGAAUCAUUCAUUGGAUGUGAAUGUAAGAUGGUUAGCCGUGCUGUACUUUAAAAAUGGAAUUGAUCGCUACUGGAGACGGGUUGCACCACAUGCUCUUUCUGAAGAAGAAAAAACUACAUUGCGUGCCGGACUUAUUGCCAACUUUAAUGAGCCAGUGAAUCAGAUAGCAACUCAGAUCUCCGUAUUAAUUGCUAAAGUUGCCAGAGUGGACUGCCCAAGGCAAUGGCCAGAACUUAUACCCACUCUUCUAGAAUCUGUGAAGGUCCAAGAUGAUCUUCAACAGCACAGAGCUCUACUUACCUUAUACCAUGUUACGAAGACCCUGGCAUCCAAACGGCUGGCUGCAGAUAGAAAGCUUUUCUAUGAUCUUACAUCAGGCAUUUAUAGUUUUGCAUGUUCCUUGUGGAAUCAUCAUACGGAUACGUUUCUCCAGCAAAUUUGUACAGGGAAUGAAACUGGAGCCACAAAUUCACUAGAAAGAACCUUGUUGUCAUUGAAAGUGCUUCGUAAACUGACUGUCCAUGGGUUUGUAGAGCCUCACUGGAAUGCAGAGGUGAUGGGCUUUCUACAUGCAGUAUUUGAACGGCUAAAACAAUUUCUGGAGUGUAGUAGAAGUAUAAGAGCAGAAAACUUAUGCAGAGAUCGUGUAGAGAAGACUAUAAUUCUCUUCACUAAAGUGCUUUUGGACUUCCUGGAUCAACAUCCUUUUUCAUUCACCUCUUUGAUUCAGAGGUCAUUGGAGUUUGCUGUAAGCUACGUUUUCACGGAGGCCGGUGAAGGAAUUGUAUUUGAGCAGUUUAUUGUACAAUGCAUGAAUCUGAUUAAGAUGAUUGUAAAAAAUUAUGCAUACAAGCCAUCCAAAAAUAUUGAAGAUAGCAGUCCUGAAACUCUUGAAGCUCAUAAGAUAAAGGCUGCUUUUUUCACAUAUCCAACAUUAAUGGAAAUAUGUAGGAGAUUAGUCACUCACUACUUCUUGCUGACAAAAGAAGAAUUAACCAUGUGGGAAGAGGAUCCAGAAGGCUUCACUGUAGAGGAGACGGGAGGAGAUUCAUGGAAGUAUAGUCUCAGACCAUGCACGGAAGUUCUUUUUAUUGAUAUUUUCCAUGAAUAUAACCAGACUCUUGCCCCUGUGCUUUUAGAAAUGGUUCACAGUCUACAAGGAUCUACCAAUAUUGAGGAUACCAAUGCUAUAUUGAUUAAAGAUGCUGUGUAUAAUGCGGUUGGAUUGGCUGCUUAUGAACUCUUUGAUAGUGUGGAUUUUGAUCAGUGGUUUAAAAAUCAACUACUGGCAGAACUACAGGUUUCUCAUAACAGAUAUAAGCCAAUACGUCGACGAGUAAUUUGGCUGAUUGGGCAGUGGAUUUCUGUAAAAUUUAAAUCAGACUUGAGACCUGUGUUAUAUCAGACAAUUUGUAACUUACUUCAAGACCAGGACUUAGUGGUCCGUAUUGAGACAGCUACGACACUGAAGCUAACCGUAGAUGACUUUGAGUUCAGAACUGACCAGUUCUUACCGUAUCUGGAAUCCAUGUUUACACUGCUCUUUAAACUACUUCAGGAAGUAACAGAAUGUGACACCAAAAUGCAUGUUCUUCAUGUUCUGUCUUGUGUGAUUGAAAGAGUCAACAUACAGAUACAGCCAUAUGUAGGAUGCUUGGUUCAGUAUUUACCACUCCUUUGGAAACAGAGUGAGGAGCACAAUAUGCUGCGAUGUGCCAUUCUAACCACCCUAGUCCAUCUUGUCCAGGGACUCGGAGCGGACAGCAAAAAUCUCUAUCCUUUUCUACUUCCAGUUAUUCAGCUAAGUACUGAUGUUACUCAGCCUCCGCACGUCUAUCUUCUGGAAGAUGGUUUAGAGUUGUGGUUAGUGACAUUGGAGAAUAGUCCAUGUCUUACACCUGAGCUCCUGAGAAUAUUUCAGAACAUGCCUGCCCUUCUUGAGCUGAGUUCAGAAAACCUCAAGAAUUGCUUUAAGAUCAUCAAUGCUUAUAUUUUCUUAUCAUCAUCAGAAUUUUUACAGAUGUAUGCUUCAGUCUUAUGCCAGUCAUUUUGUAGCCUUUUGAAGGACAUAACUACUGAAGGUCAAGUUCAAGUUUUGAAGGUUGUGGAAAAUGUCCUAAAAGUAAACCCUGUUUUGGGUCCUCAAAUGUUUCAACCACUUCUCCCAUCAAUAUUCAGGGGCAUUAUAGAUGGGGAGAGAUACCCAGUGGUCAUGUCUACUUACCUGGGCAUCAUGGGUAGAGUUCUACUGCAAAAUACAAGGUUUUUUUCAUUACUUCUGAGCGAGAUGGCACAUGAAUUGUGUCAGGAGUCAGAUCAGAUUCUUGGUAACAUGAUUGAAAUGUGGGUUGAUCGGAUGGAUAACAUCACACAGCCAGAAAGAAGGAAACUUUCUGCUUUGGCACUGCUUUCGCUUCUGCCAUCGUUGAAUACUGUUAUCCAAGAUAAAUUUUGCGGUAUCAUCAACAUUUCAGUAGAAGGGCUGCAUGAUGUUAUGACUGAAGAUGCUGAAGCAGGAACAUACAAAGACUGCAUGUUGAUGGCUCAUUUUGAGCAGCCCAAAGUUACAGAUGAUGAGGAACCUCCCACAGAACAAGACAAAAGGAAAAAGCUGCUUGCAUUGAAGGACCCUGUUCACACUGUGUCAUUGCAGCAGUUCAUCUAUGAGAAGCUGAAGGCACAGCAGGAACUACUGGGAGAACAAGGUUUUCAGGCACUUAUGGAAACCGUGGAUACAGAAAUAGUUGCACAGCUACAGGAAUUUUUACAAGGCUUCUAAAUAAGCAGAAACAAGAUUUUGUAUGUGCCGUUUUCCUUUCAGAAGAAUUUGAAAGAACUCUAGCCUUUCAUUGUGCAUGGAAGAGCCUACUGAAAGCUGAAAAGAAUUUGUGUUAAAAGAUAAAUUUCUGUUGUUGCUAUUCAGCUAACUUUGAUAAUGCUUUGUUAUUUUUUAAUAAUGGACUUAUGGUUUUAUCAUCAAAGCAACACUUCCAUGAUACCUACAUGGUAUAUACUGUCCUAAUAGUACCUUUUUUUGGUACCAUUACUGGGUUUUGGUUCACGAAGCUAUGUCAUAAAGUCAGAGGUCUGAAAGAACUUAGUAAUAUAUAUUAAUAAGAGGUGUCUAUUAAUCCAGCAAUAUAAUUCAAUAUUAGGAGCUGCUUGUCUUGAUACUGUAUACCUAUAACUGUCUUCCUACUGUAAUUUCUUGGCUGUACACUGAAUCAUCAUACAAGCAGAAAGAAUGGGGAAAUGUAGUUAAGACUGUGAGUAGAAACAUUACUUCUUAGCAGAAUGUUAAUUCCUGUUUGAGUUGUAUCAGAGAAAAAGAAGCUUUGAUUGUAAUGCUUAAAUUGUAUUUGAAGAGGUGUUAGAGAAUAUCAAUGUGUAUCUCUGUCUGAAGAUGUUUUCAUUUUAUCACCAGUUUCUUGAUUUCUGUUAUGAAAAAAUUCUUGCUUUCUUGAGUUCUUUUUGUCUCACUUUUAGCUGUCAUAACACAGAGAAACUUAACAGAGGUAGAUGAGUAAUUAAUUCCAAUUAGUUCUCUGCUAUACCUGGGCUACUUAAAAUUGCAGUUCUCUGGUAUCUCAAUUCUUUUCUUUUUUUUUUUUUUCAUGAAAGGCAUAUCAUGGAUACCUGUUACUGAAAAGUUUGAGCCCAGGUGGUCACAACUGAAAUAAUUGUUUGCAAAUGUGAGUCUCACUUUGAGUUUUAAUUGUUAUCUGGGCAGCUGCAGGAAUGACAGGGUAAAGAUGCUGCUCUCUAUAUUCCUUAGUCUUUUUUUUCCAUUGUCAGUAAGAGGGGUGAGAGAAGACUCUCUGAGAUUUUUGUUUUAAAUUCUGAUCUUCCAUCUUUAAAGUUGAAGUGAAUUUUGUUUGCUUCGCUAAGGGAUUUCCCCCAUCUGCUCCGAAGGGGAUCAGCUAUUUAAAGACACUUGCAUACUUUUGAUUACUUUACCAGAUGCUUUUAAAAAGCAGAGCCUUUUUCUUCACUGAGCAUAUGGGGAGUAAUUUUGUUUGAAACUUUCCCUGUGCUUUCAGAGGAAGCCAGACCAUUGCAACCUUCUUUGGCUUCAGUGGCAGAGGCUGCUGGGGCUCUUACACCUCUGAAUGCAAAAUCUUCCCUGUACACAGCUGCUAGCAUCUGUCUGGAGAAGUUGUUUCAUAAUUAUAGUUUCCUGCUUGUUACCUCGGUGUAAGGAGGUUUGUUAGAAGAGUUGUUACUGACUGUUUGUUACCUGAGUGUCAUUUCCUCAAGCCAUCCACCAACAUAAAUUCUCACAAGUAAGAGUUUUGGGUGGUUGUGUUUGAUACUUGCAAGGAAAAGGACUAUGCGUGUCCUUUCAGUUGUGAACUACAGUACUUGGCAGCAUGUGACUGAAAUUGCUUUUGUUGAAUAGUUACUCCACAGAGACCCUCAGCCUUUUUCUCCAUGUAAGAGUGGCACAGGUCUGAUGGGCCUUGCUAGCUUUGACCUUGCACAGCAAAACUGCAUGGCAGACAUAAAAACCUCAGCAGUACUGCUCUGUCACCAUUCGAUAAAAUCCCUUUUGCAGUGCUAAAUGGCACUCCAAGGUAUUUCAGAAGGGGUUGGUCCCACCUGCUGUAGUCCAGCUCUGGCCCAAAGGAAACGCUCGGGAUUUUUGCUGCAUGGCUGAGACUCCAGGCUCCCUGUGCAGUGUCUGCUGCAUCAUUCUGAGAUACUCAAGCCCCCAUUACCUCACGUGGUGGAGUGUUGACUGCAGCUUAUUUUGGUGCAUGUUAACUAAUGCCGGCAUGGGUUUUGUCAGGAGUGAUGGACAUGCUUUUGGCUAGUAAGGGCACAGUGCAUUGUGAUUAACUUUCUGAGUAAUAUCUCAGAGUGAGUGUAUUCAUUUUCCUGUGCAUUAGGGAAGUAGUGAAAUUUGUCAGUAGGUGUUUAGCUUUUAAUCUUGGAAGAUUUUAGACCAAGGCUUGGACUAUAAAUGAAAACAGUUGUCACCAGAACUGCUUUAUAUGACAACCACUGUCACUUAGCAUUCUGCAAAACAUGUCUGUCUGUGCAGUGUAGUACUGAGAAAGUGGAGAAACUUCAGCUUAAACCAGCAGAAAAACCUAUAUAUAAUAUUCAUAUAUAUUCAAUUGUUACGCAUAGGAUUAAUACUUCACUGGAAGGUUAUGUAUCAGGAUUGCAGUAAGCGUUAUCCAUUUUUGUUGUUGCUGAAAUUUCUGACUUAAGCCUCUUGGAGAAGAAGGGAAACUCAACCCAACAGAUAGCCUGACACUGAAGCAGUAUAGUUUCAGAAAUUUUUGUGAGGAAGAAUCUUUGAUCCUGUUUCUGUUUGAGCUUUGUUUUUCAAAUGAAAAAAUAAAUUGAGAUGAUUAUUUUUUAUUUUUUUCUGCAGCAUAGUUGAAUUCCUAAGGUUUACAAGUUGUAUCAGUUUACCUUUCAGAAGGGACAGAGUGGAAGGCAAACUUUGUCUCUGAUAAGAGUUAAACGUCUUUGAAAAUAUGUGCUGAAAGAAUUGAUAGGACUAAUUCUGUUGCUUCCAUAUUCAAAAAAUUAAUUUUGUUGUGUCAAUUAAAUGACCAUUUUUAGACCUUUGGCCUACCUGAAGUGUUAACAUAUUUAAUCUCAUGGCAGCUGUUGAAAUUUUUUUCUGCUAAUAAAGGUAAUUUUGUCCACACACUGUUUUCAUUCUA